GAAUGCAUGUUAUUUCCUUCUCUGUCACUGCUGACCGACUUCCGUUGAGGGCUUUCCCACCACCAGCUACUUAAUCAGAUAUCGUCUACGAUCGCCACUGCCGCCGUGUAUCCUCCCCCUUUCUUUUUCCUUUCCUCCCCAUCGUUUUCUCUUCACAGUUCUCCCACCGCCUCGUCAUUCGAUUCGCCGGAUCUGAUCCGUGUCGGCACCGGUACGGCACCCCUAACUGCCGAGUCCGGGUAAUGGAGGUCUUAAGUAAUGAUUUUUAUUUUUGGAAGGAUUGUGGUUGCGGGUUCUGGAUGAAGAGAUAAUUUACUUUUCUUUCUAGUUUUUUUUCCCUUUGAUCGUACAUUUGGUAGCUCCCAUUGAGCAGUCUGCUACAGUAGGGCUAAGCCAACGGAAUGGUUCCUGCUCACCGAACCAAUAUCGUGAAAUAAUCUUUUGGUUGCAUCGUUUUAGCAUUAUAUAUCUGUUGUGACCGUAUUAACACUGCUGUCGAAGGUGAAAACCGAAGCUCAACCGGGCAAUAGACGCCAUGGACGACAGCAGCCGCCGCCUUCAACAGCGUCGAAACCAGCCCUCCUUUUCUUCUUCUUCCUCGACCGGCCCAACACGUUUCCGGUCUCAAAAUUUCUCUACAAAUCCAACCAAAACCACCCAAUCCUCAAACUUCGUUCCACGCUCCAAUUCUACCACUGCAACUACCCCUAACAAUACUAGAAAUCCCGGCCAUAUCCGUAACCGGAAAUCCGAAACAUAUGAUGGGAUUAAUCAACAGCAAGAAGAACAAGAAGCAAGAGAAGACGUUGGUUCUAUAAUUGGAACUUGCCCUUUCAUGUGCCCUGAUGGGGAGAGGGCUCAGCGGGAACGCCUACGAGAUUUAGCUGUUUUCGAAAGGUUACAUGGAGAUCCUAGGAAAACAUCUCCAUCUUUAGCUGUCAAAAAGUUUUGCCGAACCAUAUCAGUAAAGCAUGUCCAAGCAUCGGAUGUGCGCCCUCUUGCAGUAUUAGAAGAUACAUUAAACUACCUUUUAAACCUACUGGACUCGAGUGAACAUCCUUUUGAAGUGGUUCAUGACUUCAUUUUCGAUAGGACUCGAUCAAUAAGGCAGGAUCUUAGCAUGCAGCAUAUAGUCAAUGAUAGAGCAAUUUGCAUGUACGAGAAAAUGGUAAAAUUUCAUGUAAUCUCUCACCAAAGGCUCAGAAACUGUACCAGUUCGAGUAUUUCGUCAUUGCAAUAUCUAAACAUGGAGCAGCUUACAAAGGCUUUGGCAUCUCUGUAUGUUUUGUAUGCAGCUAAUCGCAACAACAACUUUGUUUACAAGAAUGAAGCACAGUUUCGUUCAUUUUAUGUGCUUCUUCACCUCGAUUCAAAGAACCAACAAAUGGAGGAGUCGUUGUCAUAUUGGUUUCGCAAUGUACCUUCUCCCGUAAUGAAGUCUAAAGAAAUGCAUUUUGCCCGGCAAGUUCUAAGAUUUUAUCGAAUGGGAAAUUAUAAGCGUUUUCUCUGUACCGUAUCGUCUGAGGCAUCAUAUUUACAGUACUGUAUUAUAGAGCCUAAUGUGAACGAGGUCCGAGCACUGGCAAUUUCCUAUAUAAAUAAUUGUUGCUACAAGCUUCAUCCUUAUCCUUUGGAACAAUUGUCCAAACUUUUGAUGAUGAAGGAAUUGGAUGUGGAAUCCCUUUGCCAUGCAUGUGGCCUCAAGAUUACAUCAGACGAUGGCGAAAAUAAGUCAUUACCGACGAAGCAAACAACGUUCUCAAUCCCAAAAGAAAGUUUGCAGAGCUACGAACUUGUGGGAUUACAACAAUAAAUGAGGUAACCUUCCCUUCUAACUUAACGGGUUAGACUUUCGAUUUUAGGUUAGGGUCCCUUUUUGUAUUUCGGGUUUAGAGUACAACAAGACAUUGAAGGAAGAAAUACAAAAGAUAAAGCAAUUGCUAAAAUUCGAACUCAAAAGCUGUGAUACCAUAUUUGUCUAUAUAUGCAUUUUUCUGCAGACAGGUUACAACCAUUAUAUUUAAGUUUCAAUAAGAAUGGUGGGUGGAUAAUUCUUGUAUACCAUAUUUGUCUAUAUAUGCAUUUUUCUGCAGACAGGUUACAACCAUUAUAUUUAAGUUUCAACUAGACUGGUGGGUGGAUCAUUCUUGUAUACUGUGUUAACAUUAUAUUGUUUUUUUUAUCAAUAAAUAUUUUGUGCUGUGAAUAAUAUUAUAA
Messenger RNA from Gossypium raimondii (Peruvian cotton), 2217 nucleotides. RefSeq names its product SAC3 family protein C. The record is from RefSeq and is a predicted model, not a curated record. Gene Ontology annotation, cellular component: nucleus; cytoplasm; transcription export complex 2. Lineage: Eukaryota; Viridiplantae; Streptophyta; Magnoliopsida; Malvales; Malvaceae. The coding region runs from base 536 to 1813 and encodes 425 amino acids. The transcript has 8 exons. Gene Ontology annotation, biological process: mRNA export from nucleus.